Molecule: messenger RNA, 3153 nt
Organism: Filobasidium floriforme
Lineage: Eukaryota; Fungi; Basidiomycota; Tremellomycetes; Filobasidiales; Filobasidiaceae
Product: plasma membrane H(+)-ATPase 1
Exons: 9
Coding region: 87-3047 (986 amino acids)
Biological process (GO): proton export across plasma membrane; regulation of intracellular pH
Cellular component (GO): plasma membrane
Molecular function (GO): P-type proton-exporting transporter activity; ATP hydrolysis activity; ATP binding
Source: RefSeq, a predicted model, not a curated record
ACCUACAAACAAAUCACACUACACUUCACACCCAUCAUUAUCAUCAUCUCGGAUUCGACAACCCCCACCGAAUUCGACCCGACAAUAUGAGCGCUCCUAUCAACGAAAAGGCUGCGCCCGUCGAGGCGGUCCCCACCAAGGAGGCUGCUGGCGAUGCCCCCGUCAAGAAGGUCCGAGAGUACAAGGACAUGGAGCACGAGGCUCACGAUGUUGCCACUGCCAACGUCGCCCUCGACUCUAUCGGUCUGACCGCUGAGGACCUCUACGACAAGGACAAGGUCGACAUCGAACACGUCUCGAUGGAGGACGUCUUUGUCUUGCUCCAGUGUGACGACAAGGGUCUCACCGAGGAGGAGGCCGCCAGGCGUAUCGGAAUCUUCGGUCCCAACAAGCUCGAGGCCAAGAAGGAAAACGCCUUCCUCCAGUUCUUGUCCUUCAUGUGGAACCCCCUAUCCUGGGUCAUGGAGGGUGCUGCCUUGGUCGCCAUCGCCCUCUCCAACGGUCAGGGCCGACCCCCUGAUUGGCAGGAUUUCGUCGGUAUCGUCCUCUUGCUGUUGAUCAACUCUACUAUCGGUUUCGUCGAGGAAAGGAACGCUGGUAACGCCGUCAAGGCCUUGAUGGACUCUUUGGCCCCCAAGGCCAGGGUCAAGCGAGGUGGUGCUUGGAAGGAGAUCGAGUCCUCCGAGCUGGUUCCCGGUGAUUUGGUCGCUUUCAAGCACGGAGAUGUCUGCCCUUCGGAUUGUCGAUUGGUCGAGGCCAUUGACGUUUCCAUGGACCAGGCCGCUCUUACUGGUGAAUCUUUGCCCCAGGGAAAGAAGCUUGGUGACGAGUGCUUCUCGGGAUCUACCUGCAAGCAGGGAGAGGCCGAGGGUAUCAUCAUCUCUACCGGUGCCAACACCUUCUUCGGUCGUGCCGCCACCCUCGUCGGUGCCGACAACGAUCAGACCGGUCACUUGCAAAUGGUCCUUGCCAGGAUCGGUACCUUCUGUCUCGUUUCGAUCGGUCUCUUUGUCCUCUUGGAGAUCCUCAUCCUCUACGCCGACUUCCGAUACUCGUACCGUGACGGUCUCGACAACAUCUUGGUCUUGCUUAUCGGUGGUAUCCCCAUCGCCAUGCCUACCGUGUUGUCCGUCACCUUGGCCGUCGGUGCUCAGCAGCUCGCCAAGCACAAGGCCAUUGUCACCCGUAUCACUGCCAUCGAGGAGUUGGCCGGUGUCACCAUCUUGUGUUCCGACAAGACCGGUACCUUGACCACCAACAAGUUGACCAUUGACAAGGAGAACGUCAAGACCUACGGUUCCUACUCGGUCGAGGAGUGUAUCCUGUUCGCCGCCUACUCUUCCCGGACCGAGAACCAGGACGCCAUCGACGGAUGUGUCAUUGGAACCCUCUCUGACCCUACCCUCGCCCGAAAGGGAAUCAAGCUCUUGGACUUCAAGCCCUUCAACCCCGUCGACAAGAGGACCGAGAUCACCUACCUCGAGGAGUCUUCCGGCAAGCUCAAGCGUGCCACCAAGGGUAUGACCGGUAUCAUCAUCGAACUCUGCUCCCGAAACAAGACUUCCGAGAUCGAGGACCAGCUCGAGAACGACGUCGAAGAGUUUGCCCGACGAGGUCUCCGAGCGCUCGCUGUCGCUUUCGAGGACGUCCUCGGUGACACCCCGGACGCUCAGGGUAACGGUUUCGAACUCGUCGGUCUCUUGUCCAUCUUUGACCCUCCCCGAUCCGACACCAAGCAGACCAUCGACGACGCCAUGGCUCUCGGUGUCAAGGUCAAGAUGGUUACCGGUGACCAGCUCGCUAUCGCCAAGGAGACCGGUCGUCGACUCGGUCUCGGUGACCACAUGUACGCCGCCAAGGUCUUGAAGGACGGACCCGUCGCCGGAGGCAAGCACGCCAACUUGGACGAGAUGAUCAUGGACGCCGACGGUUUCGCCGGUGUCUUCCCCGAGCACAAGUUUGAGAUUGUCAAGCGUAUCCAGGCCCUCGGACACUUGUGCGCCAUGACUGGUGACGGUGCCAACGACGCCCCCGCUCUUUCCCGUGCCAACGUCGGUAUCGCCGUCGAGGGUGCCACUGACGCUGCUCGAGGUGCCGCCGACAUUGUCUUGACCGAGCCCGGUCUCUCGACCAUCGUUCACGCCAUCCGAGGAUCCCGAAUCAUUUUCCAGCGUAUGAGGAACUACGCCGUCUACGCCUGUGCCGUCACCAUCCGAAUCGUCGUCUGCUUUGCUUUGAUGGCUUUCAUCUGGCAGUUCAACUUCCCUCCCUUCAUGGUCUUGAUCAUCGCCGUCUUGAACGACGGUACGAUCAUGACCUUGUCGUUGGACCGAGUCUUGCCUUCGAGCACCCCGGACUCGUGGGACUUGGCCGAGGUUUUCGCCUACGGUAUCGGAUACGGUCUGUACUUGACCUUGUCGACCAUCGUCCUCUUCAUCGUUAUCCACGACACCACCUUCUUCGAGGACAAGUUUGGCGUCGAGGCUUACAAGGACCCCAACGCUCGUGAGAUGCACAUGAUCAUCUACCUCCAGGUCGCCAUCAUCUCGCAAGCCUUGAUCUUUGUCACCCGAUCGCACGGAUUCUUCUUCAUGGAGCGUCCCUCGGUCGCGUUGUUCUUGGCCUUCUGUCUCGCCCAAUUGAUCUCGUCCAUCAUCGCCGCUUUCGGUGACUGGGGUUUCACCCUCGUCCGAGGUGUUUCGGGAGGUUGGAUUGGUAUCGUCUGGGUGUGGAACAUUGUUUGGUUCGCCCCCAUGGACUUCGUCAAAUUUGGGCUGAAUAACAGCAUUAUCGCCUGGUUGCAGAAGCGAAAGGCCAGGAAGGCGGCUAUCGCCAACCCGGACGUCGACACCAGCAUCAGGAGGACCGCCUCUCGACACGAGUCUUUGUACUCGAACCGAACGAGCUUCUUGUCCCGAGCUCUCAACCGAACUGGUUUGGGCAAGGGUCAAAAGGUCAACAUGAACCAGAACGAGUUGUCCAGGUUUGGAAGCAUCCAGGCCCAACAAUCUGGUGCCGCUCUCCAGCGAAACCCCUCCCGAGUCUAGACGGUGAUGGGUUCGUGGGUAUAGAUGGCAGCGAUCGUUUCAUCAUAGACGAGAGCAACGAUCUUGAGAUGAUCUACCGGGCUUGGUACUUAGACUUUUAUACUUG